Molecule: messenger RNA, 1857 nt
Organism: Venustampulla echinocandica
Lineage: Eukaryota; Fungi; Ascomycota; Leotiomycetes; Helotiales; Pleuroascaceae
Product: PP2C-like protein
Exons: 3
Coding region: 1-1857 (618 amino acids)
Biological process (GO): protein dephosphorylation
Molecular function (GO): protein serine/threonine phosphatase activity
Source: RefSeq, a predicted model, not a curated record
AUGCGUCGAGCAACAGUCAGAGCAUUUCGGACCGCGCAGAUUUGCCCAUCUCGUAACCUUGCUUCACGUAGCCGCGGUGGACACUUUCAAUCCUCAAGCCAUGUUCUAGGCAUCCGACACGCAUCUGGACGAUCCGAACCGGUUUCGAAGAUAGAGGCCGCAUCGAAAGGAACAUCGUCGAUGUAUAUCCGACGGUUUUCUGUCGCGUUCGUCUCCGGCCUGGUUGGAUAUGGAGCUUGGUACACCUACAAAGGAGAGGGCGGUGAGGCAGCAAAAGGCGGAUAUUUGAACUCGAUAUCAACAGCACAAGGUCAACAGUCCCGGGCGUUAUCAACAUCGCCGAGCUAUCCUUCGUCACAGCCGGUACAGGAGACCGAAGAGGUGGAAAGGAAGGCCGUGAUCGUGGGCCCGGAUACAUUAUACACUGGGGCUAUCGCCGGCAACCAGCCCAUUACCAAAGACACGGAUGGCGCAGGAAGAAAGGUAUUGGAAAUGUUGACACCAGAACAAGCCACGCAGAUAUUGCGACGAAACGAAGAAUCAUAUCUGGUUGGGCGAGGAAAGGGCGUCGUGAGAUAUGAUGUGGUUCAAAUAGCCAGCAACGAUCCUAUCGAGGACGAUCAUUCAGAGAAGAUAAUUGAACUGCCAGAAGCAUUGGCGACAGCUACAGCAGCACGGAACCCUUCAAGUGACUGGAUGUUCUGGGGCGUAUUUGAUGGACAUUCGGGCUGGACUACAUCGGCAAAGCUCCGACAAGUGCUGAUAAGCUUCGUCGCGAGAGAACUAAACUCGACAUAUAAGGCUGCCCUAGCUGAUCCGUCAGUUGAUUCACCUUCAUCCGAUGCUAUUGAGGCUGCAAUCAAGACGGGAUUCACACGACUCGAUAACGAGAUCGUUCACGAAAGCGUUGAAAAAGUCCUGAAGGCAAAUUCGAAGCUUGUCGCCGCCGAAUUAUUAGCACCCGCGUUGUCAGGGUCCUGCGCUCUUCUUUCGUUUUACGAUAGUAACUCGAAACUUUUGCGUGUGGCUUGCACAGGAGACUCUCGAGCGGUUCUAGGCCGCCGAGGAGCAAGCGGAAAGUGGGCUGCUACAUCGCUAUCAGUUGACCAAACUGGCAGCAACUCCGAUGAGGAGGCACGAAUGCGCAAGCUCCAUCCUGGAGAACCCAAUGUGAUACGGAAUGGCCGAGUUUUGGGCGGUCUUGAGCCUACUCGAGCUUUUGGAGACGCUACCUACAAAUGGACUCGCGAAGUCUCCGAACGAUUAAAACGGUCUUUCUUUGGGCGGACACCAUCUCAACUCCUCCAAACACCUCCUUAUGUUACCGCCGAACCCGUGGUUACCACUACAAAAAUUGAACCCGAGAAAGGGGAUUUUGUUGUGAUGGCGACCGAUGGGCUAUGGGAAAUGCUUACCAAUGAAGAAGUGGUCGGGCUAGUAGGCCAAUGGAUUGAGAAGCAAUCCGCUGAAAGCAAUGGAAGUGUAGGAAACUCUUGGGUCAAGAUGUUCUCCACUCAGCAGAAAGGGCUACCGGUCGAACAGGGUACAGCCUCGAAGGAGAAGGAUGGUCAGAAAACGCCAAUCAGACAGCAACAAUGGGGCGUGAAAGGUGGCGAGAAUGCCAGAUUCGUGGUGGAAGAUAAGAACGUCGCGACUCACUUAGUGAGAAAUGCGUUAGGUGGGAAGGAUAAGGACAUGGUGUGCGCGCUUUUGACGCUGCCAGCGCCAUAUUCAAGACGAUAUCGGGAUGAUUUGACUGUCGAAGUUAUCUUCUUUGGGAACGGUGAUAAGAGUGGUGACGUGGUGGUCAAUAAAGAAGCUAGCGCUUUAGCAAAGAACAUCAAGCCAAAGCUAUGA